CAACUUUUCCCUGCAACACGCCAGCAGCUGUCCAUCUCGAGCUUCUGAAAUCUGGCACCUCCUCUUCAGGUGUGCUUAUUCAUGCCAAAACUCCAGCCCGACUGAGUCGCUCCCUGUCGCCUACAAUGCCUCCAAAAGAAGGGCAAAAGCGCAAGGAGUUUGUCCACCCGGAAGCCUCCCAUGCGAAGAAGAAGACCCCGCCGAGCCCGUACGCGAUCGAGCCGAUUUCGGCCUUCUACAUCUUCCUCGUCGCGAACCUCGUGUCGGCCCUCUUCGCCCCUAUCCAGGACUGCGACGAGACAUUCAACUACUGGGAGCCCACGCACUACCUCAGCCAUGGCUACGGCUUGCAGACGUGGGAGUACUCUCCCGACUUUUCGAUCCGUAGCUGGCUGUACAUCUCACUCCACGCCGUCGUGGCCAACCUGCGCCGCAUCCUGCCCCAAUCCACAAAGGUCGGCGAGUUCUAUUUCGUCCGCUACGUCAUGGCAUUCGUCUGUGCCCUCUGCCAGACCUUGAUGUACAGGGCCGUCAGCUUGACCGUCUCUCCUCGCACCGGCACCUGGUUCAUCCUGGCACUGGCCACGAGCCCUGGAAACUUCCACUCCGCCACCGCCUACCUGCCAUCGAGCUUCGCCAUGUAUGCUUCUAUGAUGGGCGCUGCCGCCUUUGUGCACUGGCGGGGCGGGCUGAAGACGUCUCAGGGCAUCUUCUGGUUUGCUCUCGGCGGUGUUAUUGGUUGGCCUUUUGCUGCCGCCCUGUGCGCGCCUUUUGUGGCAGAGGACAUUUUCUUCGCCUUUUUCGCAGAUGGCGAGCGCAAGUUUGAGUGUUUUGUCCGGGUCGGCAGGGGUGUCGUUGCUGCUUUGCUCCUCGUCGUGCUUGAUACCGCCAUCAAUGCUUUCUUCUACCGGAAACUUGAAAUCGUGCCCUGGAACAUCGUCAAGUACAACAUCUUCUCGUCGAGCGGAGGUCCCAACCUUUACGGCACUGAGCCAUGGACGUUUUAUUUCAAGAACCUCGCCCUCAACUUCAACAUAUGGUUCGUCCUCGCGCUCCUCUCCCUCCCGCUUUUCAUCAUCCGCGGCCUCAUCGUUCCCUCGGGCCACGAAUUCCGAUCCGGGAUGCGCUCUCUGGUCUUUAUGACACCCUUCUACAUGUGGCUGGCCAUCUUCACCCUGCAGCCACACAAAGAGGAGCGCUUCAUGUAUCCCGCAUACCCUUUUCUGGCCCUCAAUGCAGCCAUAUCCUUUCACAUUCUUGUCACGGCCCUGGGAAACGCAAACCCCAAGACCUUGAUUGGCAUGAUCCCUGCCAAGCUCAAACUCGCAUUCCUCGCCCUUGGCGUCAUCCUCUCACUGGACGUCUCUCUGGCCCGCAUCUUUGGCAUCUACUCGGCCUAUUCUGCUCCCCUUCAGAUCUACAAGCCGCUGGCUUCGGGCACUGUCGGUGGAGGCCCGCUGGGAGGAAACGGUGACUUUGUGUGCUUCGGCAAAGAGUGGUACCGAUUCCCGACCUCAUACUUCCUGCCGCGUGAGAUGCACGCCAAGUUUGUUCGGUCCGAGUUCCGCGGCCUGUUGCCCGGCGAGUUCUCCGAAGCCCGCACAGGCUUUGGUAUCUGGGGAGGCACAUGGCUCGUGCCGAGCGGCAUGAACGACCGCAACGAAGAGGAUAUGGGCAAGUACGUCGAGCUUCGCACCUGCGACUUCCUGGUGGACACGCAGUACAGCCACCACGCGGAGCAGCCUAAGUCGCUGCCCCCGAACGAACCCGACUACAUUGCGGACGAGGAGCAUUGGGAGAUGGUCAAGUGUGUGCCUUUCAUGGACGCGGGAAAGACGGGCUUCCUCGCCCGGGCCCUGUGGGUACCAGGCUGGGAGAUGGUCCCGGGGAAGUAUCGGCGCAAGUGGGGACGUCACUGCUUGCUGCGGCAGAAGAGGUGAUUUGGCAUCAUUCCUGGUGAGCAGUUGAUGUGGAGUAUCGGCGCUUUAGAGGGGUGAUUUUCCUUGGGUUACGGGAUAGAAGGCGCAACUGGAGCAGGUUCAGUCCUGUUGGGUCACUGAUGAGCGUAUCUGGGAUUAUUAGAGGGCUGCGGAUGGAUAUAGAUAUCAUAGAUAGGAGGUCUCAGAAAUAGGAGUCGCUAUUGGGCAGGCGAGAGCUCGAAAGGCAAAAAGGUCACCCCGAAAGAACUUGAUAUAUUCGUAGAAAUGCCGAGUUUUUUCUGUUCGGAACCGUAAAUUAGGCAGGAACUCUAAAAUAGCAGUGGUUGACGAG
Molecule: messenger RNA, 2271 nt
Organism: Gaeumannomyces tritici R3-111a-1
Lineage: Eukaryota; Fungi; Ascomycota; Sordariomycetes; Magnaporthales; Magnaporthaceae
Product: mannosyl transferase
Exons: 3
Coding region: 126-1940 (604 amino acids)
Biological process (GO): protein N-linked glycosylation
Cellular component (GO): endoplasmic reticulum membrane
Molecular function (GO): alpha-1,2-mannosyltransferase activity
Source: RefSeq, a predicted model, not a curated record